Fusarium odoratissimum NRRL 54006 is the source of this 4497-nucleotide messenger RNA. RefSeq lists its product as uncharacterized. Gene Ontology annotation, cellular component: nucleus; P-body; CCR4-NOT core complex. NCBI's taxonomy places the organism in Eukaryota, Fungi, Ascomycota, Sordariomycetes, Hypocreales, Nectriaceae. The transcript is spliced from 5 exons. Gene Ontology annotation, biological process: nuclear-transcribed mRNA poly(A) tail shortening; regulation of DNA-templated transcription. The record is from RefSeq and is a predicted model, not a curated record. The coding region runs from base 862 to 2481 and encodes 539 amino acids.
AAAAACCACGUCAUUGAGUGCAUCCCGCAAUAUUGGCCUGAAUUUGCACCACUAUUCGGCUUGCAAUUCAAUAUUACACAGAAAUGUCAUUCUUGCUACAGAUUGACUAACCAUCUUCAACUAUUACAGCCUUUUCAAGCCUGUAGAUUGAAUCGCGGCCCUUCAGCCAAUCACGACACCGCGGCUCUUUAGCCUCAUUGGAUGGCUGCACCUCCCACCUUGAACUAACCUUAACCACCAAAUCAGUGCUGGCCAUCCUUACUUCCAACAACCACAUCUCAUCUACCAUCGGCUCCCGGCAUUGACGCUCAGGACGACGGACACUGUAUUAUCACCCUAUUAUAAUUAACGACGACUAUCGGAUCGCCCCCGCGACGCGCCGUUAUAUCAUAAUAACCCUUCCCUGCGCUGCCACAUCUUCCCGAACGGUGCUGGCAGAGACGCACAACAAACCGAAUCGACAACAACAGUCGGACGACAAGAUCUAUACGAGCGACUAGACACUGCGCCCGAGUGGCUGCAUUUUUCUACUCAUAAUGGCGGCGAGGAAACUGGCCCAAGAGGUCGACAAGUGCUUCAAAAAGGUCUCAGAGGGUGUGGCCGAAUUCGAAGCUAUUUACGAAAAGAUCGAACAAUCGAGUAAUCCUGCCCAGAAGGACAAGCUAGAAGAUAACCUGAAACGCGAGAUCAAGAAGCUCCAGCGACUGAGGGAUCAAAUCAAAACAUGGGCCGCCAGCAACGACAUCAAGGACAAGGCUCCCUUGCUGGAGCAUCGCAAGCUGAUCGAGACGGUUGGUCCCCGCCACUGACAACGGAAUGCCAUCCAGUAUUUUAUUGACGGUUGUAUCGGGUUUUUAGCAAAUGGAAAAGUUCAAGGCCGUGGAGAAGGCCAUGAAGACGAAAGCAUACUCCAAGGAAGGUCUAUCAGCUGCCGCCAAGCUCGAUCCCAAGGAGCAGGCAAAGGUUGAGGCCAGCGAAUUCUUAAGCGGCAUGGUCGACGAGCUGGAGCAGCAAAUCGAGACACUCGAGGCAGAGGGCGAAUCGAUACAGGCGACCAUGAAGAAGGGUAAAAACAACACCGCCAAGGCCGAACGCAUCGCCGAAGUCGAACGCAUUAUCGAACGACAUAAGUGGCACCAGGGGAAGCUGGAACUUAUCAGGAGAUCCUUGGAGAACGGCGGAGUUGAGCCCGAGCAAGUGACCGACCUGGAAGAGAGCAUUCGAUAUUAUGUGUCGGAUGGCAUGAAUGAAGACUUUAUGGAAGAUGAGGAGAUGUAUGAGGAGCUCGACCUUGAGGACGAGGAAGGCACCUACGGCAUGGGCGCGGAUAACGAGAAGAACUCUUCCCUGGAUGCGCAGUCUGUGCAAGAGGACCUUACGACCGACAAUGACUUGCCGAAGACACUGACGAGAAAGGCGCAGAAGGAGGCUGACCCAGUACGGAGGACAUCUUCUCAGACAAAGUCACCUUUACCUGCACUCGCGACACUCCAUGCUCCGUUACCGACUAUCAGCAAUAGCAAUUCGGGUACGCCGGCUAUGAAGCCAGCAUCAGUCCCUACAAGGCCCGCUGGAGAAGGACUCAAGUACGCAUCAGCAGCCGCUGCCGCUGCAGCGAGCGAUAAGAACAACGUUGGUAUCGCUCCGCUACCUCCGCCCCCUGGUGCCGCAUCAUCAAGCAUAUCCCCAUUGCCGCAAGCCCGAAGCAGCGCGACCAACUCUCCUGCGACAUCCUCUGCCCAGCCCGCUUCUCAACAACCAGAGUCAAAGCAGCCCACGCCAGCUCCUGCUCCUGCCGAGCCAGAACCUGUACCUGCGCCAGCCCCUGUGCCUGUCACCACGAAACAGUCCAAGCGAUCAAAGGCUGCUGGAAAACAAGCAGCAGUCCUCGAGGCCGCUCCAUCUUCAAAGGCUCCACGGACAAAUGGUACAGCCAAUGGUGUCAAGCAGACCGAGGAGGAGGAAGAAUGCAUCUACCACUUGCCAGCAUCGUUACAAGAUCUUGUUGACACAUAUGAGACGUCGAGAAAGCGGCCAUAUCCUCCAUCUGCGCCAUCAGCUCUGCGCAUGAUGACUGCCAGCCAGGCCAGCUGCCCCGAUAUUGUGGAUGCUGAUGUUCCACGAUCAUACCGACCCGACCAACCGGUACCCCCAACAGGGUCAGGAUUUCCCCGCGAGCCACUCGCUAUCUUCGAUGACCCGCGGUUAUACUCCCGUAUGGACCCUGACACUCUGUUCUACGUAUUCUAUUAUAAGCAGGGUACUGCCCAACAGUACAUGGCAGCCAAGGCUCUGAAAGAUCAAAGUUGGCGAUUCCAUAAGCAGUAUCAGACUUGGUUUCAAAGACAUGAGGAGCCUAAGAACAUCACCGAAGACUUUGAGCAAGGCACAUAUCGAUUUUUCGACUAUGAGAGCACAUGGAUGAAUCGACGCAAGGCCGACUUCAAGUUUGUCUACAAGUUCCUUGAGGAUGAGGUCUAAUCAACAGUGCUUCUUCACUGGAGAUUGAAGUCCAUUGGCCGUGUAUGAGAAAUAUGGGACGGAGCUAUCGGUUUUGGUUGGACGCACCUUGGUUUUGUGAACUCCUGGAGAGGGCGAAUUAAGAGCACAGAGAGAGUAAGAAAGGACUUAGGCGGCAACCUCAUCUUGCUUUCAUCAUCGGCUUUUGAUGUGCUUUCUGGAAUAGGUAAAUAUGCAACAUGCUACACGGGGCGUUAUCAACCUCAUUGUUUGAGAUAUGAAUACGAACCUUUUGAGUGCAGGGCAUUGUCGCCCUGAACGACUAUUCUGCUGAAGUAUAUGGUCAAAUAUGUGUGGCUCGUUUGCCUCAUUAUAUCCGUGAUCAAUGUCUUCCCGAAGGAACUGGUUCCUUGGAUGGUCUAGACCCUCUGCAGCUCGACAGCCUCUCUUUCAGCCAGUGCAGCCUCAGACUCGGUAGGCGUUAGGGCAAGGCUCUCUUAGUGGCGUACAAUGAUGUGAGGUGUUUCAUUCCUCCGUGACUGACUGUACGGUGUCUGCAUUGACGUGGCACGUCCUGAACCGUAGCCAAGGUGAAGCGUUCAGAUUGGUGAAAUUUGAGGUCCAGUUCGGUGAACAACCCAAUAUCUGAGGGCUGCUGCAUUGCUACCCAAAAGCCGAGAAAAGAGUUAAGAGUGUUGGAUUUCUCGACUACUUGAAUGUAGAUAGACCCGGUCUCCAUAGGAAGACAGUGAGGCACUCUUCGGGUUCAUCAAGCUUCCUCUUCUUGUUGUCUCAACGAUUUAUACACAACCGGCGUGGGCUAGUCGCGUUACCGCCAUCGAGGCGAUGCUACACCUGUAGCACAUUUCAAGUCAUCGCAGACAACGUGGCUUUCGGAUAUGGGAAAAUAGUCGAGUGGACAAAGCACAAGAUGAGGGCCCUUGUCGCCCCAGGCGACACAGUUACAGUUUCGUUUGUCCUCUUAGCAAUUCCUUUGGAUUGUUAAACCUGAGCUGACAUGUGUAUGACUUGAUCAUUGAUGGCACACUUCAUCAACGAUAAGGUUGCCAAAAUUGCGUCGUCAGUUGGAUUCAGGGCUAGCGAAUGGGUGCUCUGCUUGCCUUGUCACCUAUGACGCGGGCGCCUUUUUCUGUGCCAUCGUCAUUAUGCCUAUCAGACUCUGCCGAGGCGACUUUCAGCAGCGUCCGCCAUCCAGCGCUCUUGUCGGUGAGGGAUACCCUCUUUCGAAUGGCAAGCUUGCGGCACAGUUCUGCGCUUGCUGCUAUAUCGUCAAAGACUCAAAGUUAAGGGUGCCCACUUGGGUAACAAGAUCGUCGCCCCCAACUGCAUCGGCGUCACCGUGCAAGUCGACUGGGAUUUGAAACGAAACCAAUGCAGGAUACAACAGGAAGGUUUCUAGAAUGCUUCCAUGCUUGUCAACUUCUCAAAGAUUCGGAUACGAGAUCCCUCGCAAGCGAAUGUCAAUUCCAUGGUUCGGGUGGCAUGGAUUGGCUUCCCGGCGAGCUUGUCACGGAUGGGGAAAGGGUCCUAGUGAGUCUGAUGACCCUGUCGAAAACGAUCAUGAUCUCAUAGCGGGCGAACCAUUUUCAACUGCUUCUCUUGCACUUGACACUUGCUACUCCAGUCAGCCUCACUAACACUCCUCGAACUUUUCCCUGAGAGCUCAACUACACUAUUCGGUGUGUUGACUUGCCAGGUACAACACAUUGGCUCUGAUAGACGCAGCGAGUUACACAACCCAGACCACCACCAACCUUGUAAUUCAAGCAGAUAAGUGGGAUCAGAAAGGUGUGUGGGAGAUGCUAGAAUGAUGAUGCUGGGUUUAUUUUUGUCUGUGCUCUGUUCUGCUGCAGACCUCGAAGGUUACUGUUGUUGGCUGUUUGUCCCAUGUUGCCAAUUGAGCACUGGGACUGGCUCACAGGUGCCAUGACCAAAGAUCAGAAUUCCUUAGCUGGUCCGAGUCUAGGCAGCAAAAUAUCGUUGUUGAUUGAGUUAAUUGAUCGACACAUGGCAAAG